This is a messenger RNA of Puccinia graminis f. sp. tritici CRL 75-36-700-3, 444 nucleotides long. RefSeq lists its product as uncharacterized. The transcript is spliced from 2 exons. NCBI's taxonomy places the organism in Eukaryota, Fungi, Basidiomycota, Pucciniomycetes, Pucciniales, Pucciniaceae. The record is from RefSeq and is a predicted model, not a curated record. Bases 1 to 444 code for a protein of 147 amino acids.
AUGAGAUCCCCGGGCAGCUACCAAGAGGACCACCGGGAUGUCGAGCCUGAUGUGUAUUUGAGCGGAGUCGGCGGCACGCCCGUGGCCACUGACGUGGGACCGAGCACAGAUAUUAUGAUGCUGGUGAAGCGGAAAUUACUGGAGGCCACUAUGCUUGGAUCUUCAAAGAUCCAGUUGUGCCUCAUUGCUAGGGUCGCCGCCCAGCUCACGAAAGAUGAUCCCAACGGAUUUUCUAUGUACACCCAUUCGAUCAUCGGAGUCAUCCGACUCAGUUUGACAGCUCAUGAGUCUCGGAUUGUACUCCCGACGCUCGUCACCUUCACUAACAAAAUCCUAUCGAGUCGAAAGAGGAAUACCACUACCAAGUCCAACAAUUCGAUCUCUUUUAAGCCCAGCUGUUUGUUUUGGAAUCGGAUUGAAUUUGAGCUCGUCCACGUCUCCUAA